Molecule: messenger RNA, 1006 nt
Organism: Papilio machaon (common yellow swallowtail)
Lineage: Eukaryota; Metazoa; Arthropoda; Insecta; Lepidoptera; Papilionidae
Product: WD repeat domain-containing protein 83
Exons: 1
Coding region: 84-1001 (305 amino acids)
Biological process (GO): mRNA splicing, via spliceosome
Cellular component (GO): catalytic step 2 spliceosome
Molecular function (GO): protein binding
Source: RefSeq, a predicted model, not a curated record
ACAUAAAGCCAUCAUUUAAUGCACUGAGUCUCAGAAAUAUACUUGAGAAUAUCUUACUAUAUACUUGGAUUUAAUGAGAUUAAAUGAUGACUGAACUAGAAUUAUCAAAUUUAGUAACAAUUAAAUGCAAACAACAAGUGGUACGAGCAGUGCGCUUUAACAUUGAUGGUUCUUACUGUUUAACCUGUGGAGCUGACAAGAAAAUAAAACUAUGGAAUCCACAUCGUCAAUUACUUUUAAAAACUUACGGAGGACAUGCGAAUGAGGUUUUAGAUGCAGCAGGUUCAUGUGAUAGCAGUCAUAUCGUCUCUUGCAGUGCUGAUAAGUCUGUUAUACUAUGGGACGUGGCUACUGGCCAGCCUGUACGCAGAUAUCGUGGCCAUGCUAGCACGGUAACAUGUGUAAAGUUUAAUGAAGAGUCAACCAUGGCUGUUUCUGGAUCCGUAGAUAAUACCGUUGCCUUUUGGGAUGUUGUUAGCAGAAGGCAAGAACCUGUUCAAGUGUUAAAAGAUGCUAAAGACACAAUAACAUCUAUACAAGUUACAAAUAAUGAAAUUUUAACAUGUUCCAUAGAUUGUCACGUCCGUUUGUAUGAUAUACGUGUUGGUAAGAUGAUUUCGGAUUAUAUUGGAAAAAUGGUUACUUUUGGAAGUAUAACACAUGAUGGACAAUGCUAUGUGUUAAGUUGUGCGGAUAGUACAAUUAUGUUGUUUGACAAAGAUUCUGGAGAACUGUUGAAUACUUUCUCCGGUCAUGAGAGUAGAGAUUACCUUUUAGAAAAUGCUAUUAAUGAGAAAGACAGUUUAAUAAUAUCAGGGUCAGCAAGUGGAGAGAUAUUAUACUACGACUUAAUAAGUAGUAAAUGUGUGAAGAAAUUAAUACAUAACUUAAAUAAGCCUGUUAUUUCUAUCAGUCAUCAUCCUACUGAUAGUUACAUGUUAAGUGCUUCUGAAGAUGAAAUAAAACUUUGGGGUACUAGAUUAAUGGAAAUGGAACAAUAAACAAU